AUGUUCGACGAAGCCUACCAGUCCGAGUAUGAAUAUGCAGAGGUCAGCUGGGCAGGCGGACUGAGGAAGGCGCAGCUCGAAGAAUUUGCUCGAGUAGUGCACGGACUGUCACCUUGCAGCUGGAAGAGAGGCCACGAGCAAAACGGCUUCAUAGCGGGAGACAAUCUCCUGCUAGGUCAUGGCUAUGAGCACGAAGCUGAGUUCAAGGCUUAUCCAGUGAAGGAGAGUCCACGGACCAAGACGUGGGAAGAGAUAGCUCGCUCGGCAGAGGAGCAGAAAGCCCACACAGCCCGUAUGAAGGAGGAGACGCUGGACAGACAGAUGGAGCACAUCGCGACGCUCUGCCCGGACACGCCCAUCACGCGGAAUAUGGGAAGCAUCCUUGGCGAGGUGCUAUCUGACUUCUUGCUCGGUUGUGAACCUCUAGGCGCCCGCCCAGCCCAUGAGCGGAUCGUGCCCGUCCUACACUGGCGGUACUUGCGGGGCGCUCGAAUCAAGCAUGACCCGGCAUUGCCAGGGGACGUGCCCAGUCGCUGCGUUUUAUACGUGGCAUUGCAGUGUACCACUGACGUCCUCCCGACCCUCCGAGCAGAUGUGCACAUCACCAUCGGAUCUUGGCAAGUUUUGGGUCGUGUCCACGUGAGCAGCUUGCAAUAUGCGCUUGACACCGCGCUACAUCUGUGGGGCCCGCUGAUGGUCACCCUCGACCCUGAAACGGAGACCUCACAACUCACAACCAAGCCGGAGAAAGACAUCCAAGUUCAUCCCCGCGUGUCCUUUGAUUGGUCUGAUGUUAGCUGGCCCGUAGCGCUGGAGCGGGACUUCUUCAUGUUCGCUCAGCAGUGCAAGGCCGCUGAGGCUGAGGAGGCAAAGGCGGCAAAGGCCGAGUCGAAGAAGCGGGCACAGAAUAUUCUCACUAUCCUCAACCAGAGGUUCGUCAAGGGUGCCGAGCAGGACAUCCAGAAGGCCGAGGAGGAGGUGAACAAAACGCAGGGCGACGAGUCCGAGAAGCCCGUCCAGACGGACAUCAUCACGCCAGUGGUGGAGCUUCUCGACUUGCUGAAUUGCGGCUUCAUGCGAGCUUUCUGGGAGGGCCUGACGACCAACAUGUGCUACCGCGGUAUGAACGGCUUCCGCCUGAUCGCCAACAGCUACGUCAUCUCCGGCCUCCUGAGCUUGUGCAUCGCCCUGUUGAUCAUCAUUCCUUGGAAGAUCUCGAGGGACAAUGCUGACAAAAUUGCCAGAGAAGGCGGCGGACCCGUGGUGCAAGGCUCCGUGUGA
Messenger RNA from Symbiodinium sp. CCMP2592, 1281 nucleotides. The record is from the annotation of a GenBank genome assembly. NCBI's taxonomy places the organism in Eukaryota, Dinophyceae, Suessiales, Symbiodiniaceae.